AUGCUCCCACGACCUGUAGUGACCCACGCCGGGCGCACAGCCCUCGAGAACCUUCUGCACCGUGAGGUUAGCAGCCGUGCGAUCCCCGCAACCUUCUUCGGCGCCGCCAAUGCAGACGGCGAGAUAUUCUGGUCGUGCGCUGGCGAGGUCGAGUAUGGUAGCAGCGCGCGCGGCGAAGUCACCGACCAGACGUGUUUGCAGAUGUUUUCCAUGACCAAGCUGGUGACAUCUGUGGCGGCGCUGCAGCUGGUCGACAGAGGCCUCGCAUCGCUUGACGACCCCGAGGUGCUGCAUGCGCACAUCCCCGAGAUCUCGAAGCAGGACAUCUUGGUCGCGUACGACGACAACGGGCCAGUCUACGUGCCUCGCCGGACACCGCUCACGCUGCGCAUGCUGCUCUCGCACACGUCGGGGUUGGCGUAUGCGCGCCGCAACACGCUGAUCCAACGGUGGCAGGAAGAGCACGACUGCGGUAAGCCAGGCGACGGGGACAACGAGGUGCUGGGCCCGCUCAUGUUCGAGCCGCGUACGCGCUGGCGCUACGGCACAGGUGUGGACUGGGCUGGCAUCUUGCUGGAGCGCAUAUCGGGCGACACUCUAGGCGCGUGGAUGCAAGCGAACAUCUUCGCCCCGCUCGGCAUCACCAGCAUGACAUUCGAGCCAGGGGAGGAGCACGAGGCGCGUCUCCUCACGAUGUGCUACCGUCCCUCCGGGGGGUCGGGGCCCAUCCACAUCCCCCCGCCGCACCAGCGGCCGCAGGGUGCACUUCCCGGCGACAAGGAGAAGAGGAAUAUGCGCGCGCGUGGGCGCAUGAACGGCGGCGGCGGUCUGUACGGCACGGCGCGGGACUACCUCCGUUUCCUGUCGGGCGUGCUGGCGAGCCGCGACGCUGCGCCGGGCCGCGGCCUGCUCUCGCGGGCCAUGUUCGACGAGCUGUUUACAAGCUCUCUCCCGCCGCGCGGACCCGACAACAAGUGCUAUGCGGACUGCGCGAAGAGCAUGCUCUUCGGCACCUUUACCGAUCCUCGGCACACGGACAAUGACGGGCAGGGGCUCGCGCAUUCGGUCGGCUUCAUGCUUAAUACUAUGGACAGCGUUCAUGGACGCCGCGCGUUUAGCGGGUGCUGGGACGGCGCAGCGAAGAGCGAGUACUGGAUCGAUCCGACCACGGGCGUUGCGGCCGUGUGUGCGACUAACCUCAACGGACCGAACCCAGACCACUUUAUGACGGUGUACAACCAGUUUGAGCGGACGCUGUACGACUCGCUCACUGUGCACGAGGUGGAUGUGCUCAAGUCGCAGUUGUAG
Messenger RNA from Cutaneotrichosporon oleaginosum, 1308 nucleotides. The record is from RefSeq and is a predicted model, not a curated record. NCBI's taxonomy places the organism in Eukaryota, Fungi, Basidiomycota, Tremellomycetes, Trichosporonales, Trichosporonaceae.